AUGCCGUCCAGCGAGUCCGACAGUCAACCCUCGGGCUCCGCGGCGCAGGGCAAGAAGGAGUCCAAAUGGCACAAGCGGUUCGUCCAGCAGCGGCUCCGGGGCUGGUCUCCCAUCCUGCAUGCCCGGAACGCGGAACUUUACUUCCUGGCCGUUGGGGUGUUCUGCCUGGCCCUGGGCAUACCCAUCCUAGUGGCCUCCCUGAACGUCGUGGAGUACAAGGCCCGCUACGAUCUGGCUGGUGUCUUCGCCGACCUGGACUCCAACAACCAGCAGGAGCUGCUGUGGGGUGCGGGCGACGAGGGCGUGCUGGUGAUGGUGGAGAUCGAGGUAACCAAGCGCAUGACCGCCCCGAUCUACGUCGUGUACGAGCUGGACUCCAUGUUUCAGAACUACCGCCGCUACGUCCGCUCCUUUGACCCUGACAACAUGCACGACGGGUUGGAGGCCAACAAGUCUGGCGUCUCCGCCUGCGAGCCCUUCACCUACAUCACGGGCGCGCCGGACGCAGCCUUCCCCAACCAGGGCGCCAUCCUGCCCUGCGGCCAGAUCUCCCAGUCCCUCUUCAACGACACCUUCGAGCUGUCGGCGCGGCGACGCGGCGGCGCCGCCGCACGGGAGCUGCCAAUCAAUUCCAGCGACAUCGCCUGGGCCAGCGACCGCGACCACCUCUACGGCGCAGUCAACGCCGAAAACUUCAACACGGUGCCGGCCCUGCGCGGGGGCCGGGGGGUCUUUGCCCCGCUCAACCAGGACCAGCACUGGAUGGUGUGGCAGCGCCCGGCUGCUCAGGCCCAGGCACAGAAGCUGUACGGCCGCAUCGACUCCGACCUGGAGGCUGACAUGAUCGUCACGGUGCUGGUGUACAACCGGUACAAUACGUAUGGCUUCCAGGGCGCCAAGAGCCUCAUCCUGACCACCAACAGCUGGGUGGGGGGAAAGAACGUCUUCCUGGGCAGUGUCUACAUUGUCAUCGGCGGCCUCGCCUGGCUGGCUGCAGCAAGCCUGUUCAUCACCUACAACCUGGGCCUGUUCUGGAAGAGGGGGUACGGCGAUCUGUCCCUCCUGUCCUGGGAGGCACACCUGCAGCCCGGUGACGGUCGCUUGCGGGUCCAGUCCAGGAAUCGGGCCGGAGAACACCGUGUGGUCCCGCAAUGA
Auxenochlorella protothecoides is the source of this 1155-nucleotide messenger RNA. Its product is annotated as ALA-interacting subunit 5. Lineage: Eukaryota; Viridiplantae; Chlorophyta; Trebouxiophyceae; Chlorellales; Chlorellaceae. Bases 1 to 1155 code for a protein of 384 amino acids. Gene Ontology annotation, cellular component: endoplasmic reticulum; plasma membrane; Golgi apparatus. The record is from RefSeq and is a predicted model, not a curated record. The transcript is spliced from 5 exons.